This is a messenger RNA of Phlebotomus argentipes, 6287 nucleotides long. It is a transcript of the gene Taf1, whose product is annotated as transcription initiation factor TFIID subunit 1. The record is from RefSeq and is a predicted model, not a curated record. Bases 234 to 6164 code for a protein of 1976 amino acids. Lineage: Eukaryota; Metazoa; Arthropoda; Insecta; Diptera; Psychodidae. Gene Ontology annotation, cellular component: transcription factor TFIID complex. Gene Ontology annotation, biological process: RNA polymerase II preinitiation complex assembly; DNA-templated transcription initiation; transcription by RNA polymerase II. The transcript is spliced from 7 exons. Gene Ontology annotation, molecular function: histone acetyltransferase activity; RNA polymerase II general transcription initiation factor activity; DNA binding.
GGUGUCGCUGGGUGUUAUUCUCUGAGAAAAUUCCCUAAAAACUAAGGAAAGACUUAGUUUUACGCAACUAAAACACUUGGAAUCUUUGCAUAAGCGUACGUUCUCUCAUUAUCACAUGUGUUUUGACUCUUAAAUGUGCUAGUUUAAUCAAAAUUCUGAAAUAUAUGGAGUGACAACUCUAACCACACUUUUGUCUGUAUCAAAACGUAAACAAAGUACGGAAAGCAAGAGAAAUGGAUAAUGAUAGUGAUACAGAUGAUAGAAAUGAGGUGGAUCUCACGGGAUUCCUCUUUGGGAACAUUGAUUCUUCCGGGCGACUGGAGGAGGACAUCUUUGACAGUGAAUCAAAGCGACAACUUGCAUCUCUCUCCAGAUUGGGCCUUAAUGCUCUUCUGAGCGAAGUGAUUAGUCUUCCGAGCGAUAAGAGCAGUCGCCGAAGCUCUGGAGAUGAUGACAGUGGCGAUGAGUUUCGUCGCCAAGAAUCUGAAGACGACACAACUGAGGAGGAUUUCACCACCAAAGCCGACACGGCGAUAGAUUACUCUGACAUAAAUGAGUUGGCUGAAGACUUGCCGGUGACAAUUGAACCGUCGGAGGCAGAGAAGGACAAUCCUGAGGAUGACUAUGAUAUUGAGGACGCCAUUCCGGUGAAUAAAGUGGCAGUUGAGAGCGGUUCUUCAGACGCUGCCGUGAAGAUUGACGACGACAAGCCAGUGGAGAAUGGAAACUCUGGCAGUGCAUCUGUUUCUUCUGACGACAAGGCACUGAUGCCGCCUCCAAGUGCUCCGCAGAAGACAGCAUCUGGAGAGGGUGAGCUGGAGGCGAAGGUUGAGGUGAAGGAAGAGAAAGUGGAUCUGUCGGGAGAUAAGAAGCUGGACACACCCUUGGCGGCGAUGCUUCCCUCAAAAUAUGCCAAUGUGGACGUUCGAGAGCUAUUCCCGGACUUUCGUCCCGACAAAGUGUUGAGAUUCUCACGACUUUUCGGCCCUGGAAAGCCGUCAAGUUUGCCACAGAUCUGGAGAAGUGUCCGGAAGAGGCGCAGAAAGCGCAAACAGUCGAGAGAUGGAGUGAAGAAGGAGGGAUCAGACUCGACUUCAGACACAGAUGAGCCUAAGAAGUUCCGUGGGUGGUAUUUAAAUUUCGCUCCAUCGCCGACAAAGGAGGAAUUGUGCUCGGAUGAUGAGGAGAAACUGCUGAGUGAGAUCACGGAUGCGAUCAAUGAAAAGUCUCCGGAGACGGGCGAAGCCGGUGACAACAAGCCAAAGGUUGCGGAUUGGAGAUUUGGGCCAGCUCAGGUGUGGUAUGAUAUGCUGGAGGUAGCAGACUCUGGAGAAGGAUUCAAUUAUGGCUUCAAGAUGCGAGAUGAGACGCAGAAGAGAGAGGAGAUUGUGAUUAAUGGCGAACCAAUUCCUGAUGAUGCUUAUUUGAUGGUUUCUCAACUCCACUGGGAAGACGAUGUUGUGUGGGAUGGCAAUGAUAUCAAGCACAAAGUGUUGCAGAAGCUCAACUCGAAGACAAAUGCAGCGGGGUGGUUGCCUUCGAGUGGUUCGAGGACAGCAGGAGCCUUCAGUCACACUGGAAAGGUGCUUCCUGUGACCACUCCUCUGCCAGGCACGAAGAUGGGCAACUCCCAGAGUGGGAAGAUGAGCAAAUCGCAAAUGAUAUCUCUGAUGCUCCAGAAGCCCGAGGAGGCGGAUGACACCUGGUACAGCAUCUUUCCGGUGGAGAAUGAAGAGUUGGUGUACAGCAAAUGGGAGGAUGAAGUGAUUUGGGAUGCAGAAUCCAUGGAAAAAGUGCCGAAACCUAAAGUUUUGACUCUGGAUCCCAAUGAUGAGAAUAUCAUUCUUGGGAUUCCCGAUGAUAUUGAUCCGUCAAAGGUGCAGAAGAAUACUGGACCACCGCCGAAGGUCAAGAUACCCCAUCCGCACGUGAAGAAGUCAAAGAUUCUGCUCGGAAAGGCGGGAGUGAUUAAUGUUUUGCAAGAGGACACUCCGCCACCGCCACCAAAAUCGCCAGAUCGCGAUCCUUACAACAUCUCAAAUGAUGUGUUCUACCAGGCGAAGUCUUCAGAGACGACUCUCAGACUCAAAGUGGGCGGAGGCAAUCUUAUUCAACACUCGACGCCCGUUGUGGAACUCAGAUCGCCAUUUAUUCCCACUCAUAUGGGACCAAUGAAGCUGAGGAGUUUCCACAGGCCACCGAUGAAGAAGUACUCUCACGGAGCACUGGCGGCAUCGAUCCCGCAUCCUGUGUUGCCUCUGCUGAAACACAUUCGCAAGAAGGCAAAACAGAGGGAGUUGGAGAGAAUCGCUUCGGGUGGUGGAGAUGUGUUCUUCAUGCGAAACCCAGAGGAUCUCACGGGACGUGAUGGAGAGAUGAUUCUGGUGGAGUUCUGCGAGGAGCAUCCGCCGCUGAUGAAUCAGGUGGGAAUGUGCUCGAAGAUCAAGAACUACUACAAGAGGAAGGCGGCCAAGGAUUCUGGACCACCAGAAUAUAAGUACGGCGAAGUGGCUUAUGCCCACACGAGUCCAUUCUUGGGCAUCCUGGCGCCGGGUCAUGUCAUCCAAGCUGUGGAGAAUAACAUGUAUCGUGCUCCAAUUUAUCCGCACAACAUCAAUUCGUCGGACUUCCUGCUCAUCCGCACGCGGAACACUUACUUCAUCCGUGAGAUUGACUCGCUGUUCACGGCUGGACAGCAGUGUCCGCUGUACGAGGUGUUCGGGCCGAACAGCAAGAGGGCGAAUAACUUCGUCAGGGACUUCCUGCAGGUGUUCAUCUAUCGAUUGUUCUGGAAGAGUUCGGACAAUCCGCGAAGGAUUCGCAUGGAUGACAUCAAGAAGGCUUUUCCGGCGCACAGUGAGAGCAGCAUCAGGAAGAGACUGAAGCAGUGUGCUGACUUCAAGAGGACCGGCAUGGAUUCCAACUGGUGGGUGAUUAAGCCGGAGUUUCGGCUGCCCAGUGAGGAGGAGAUUCGCUCGAUGGUGUCUCCGGAGCAAUGUUGUGCGUACUUUAGCAUGAUUGCGGCUGAACAGAGACUGAAGGAUGCCGGUUAUGGGGAGAAGUUUAUCUUUGCGCAGCAAGAGGAUGACGAUGAGGAGAUGCAGCUGAAGAUGGACGAUGAGGUGAAGGUGGCGCCUUGGAAUACAACGAGAGCCUACAUUCAAGCCAUGAGGGGAAAGUGUUUGCUUCAACUCACCGGUCCUGCAGAUCCGACAGGCUGUGGUGAGGGAUUCUCCUACGUUCGUGUGCCCAAUAAGCCAACACAGACGAAGGAGGAGCAGGAGAGUCAGCCGAAGAGGACAGUAACGGGAACGGAUGCUGAUUUGAGGAGACUUUCUUUGAACAAUGCCAAAGCACUGCUGAGGAAAUUCCAGGUGCCCGAGGAGGAGAUCAAGAAGCUGUCUCGAUGGGAGGUUAUUGAUGUGGUGAGAACGUUGUCCACUGAGAAGGCCAAAGCUGGUGAGGAGGGAAUGGAUAAGUUCUCUCGUGGAAACCGAUUUUCCAUUGCGGAACAUCAGGAGCGCUACAAGGAAGAGUGUCAGAGGAUCUUUGAUCUGCAGAAUCGCGUCCUGGCAAGUGAGGAAGUUCUCUCGACGGACGAGGGUGAGUCCACGGCGUCUGAGGAGUCAGAUUUGGAGGAGUUGGGAAAGAAUUUGGAGAACAUGCUGGCCAACAAGAAGACCUCAACGCAGCUGUCUCUGGAGCGUGAAGAGCAGGAGCGUCAGGAGCUGCUGAAGAAGAUCAUGGAGGAGCAAGGAGGCACACCGAAGGGAGCUAAAGGGAAGAAAGAGGAUGAACAGGCGGCCAAUUUGAACAAUCCUCAGACGGGAAGGAUUCUAAAGAUCACCAGGACAUUUAAAAAUGCCGAAGGGAAGGAGUUUACGCGUGCGGAAAUUGUCCGUCGACAGCCGGUAAUUGAUGCAUACAUAAAGAUCAGGACGACAAAGGAUGACUCCUUCAUCAAGAGCUUCGCCACACUGGAUGAGGCACAGAAGGAGGAGAUGAAGCGAGAGAAGAGGAGGAUUCAGGAGCAGCUGAGGCGCAUCAGGAGAAAUCAGGAGAAGGUGGGCAUGAUGAGUCAUCUUCAUUCGACGCCUGGGAAUCCCAUCAGUCUGGGCGAUCGGGGCAGUGUUAGUUCGCACAGUAGUGGUCCAACGCCCAGUCACACGCCCACGAUUCCCAACAGCAGCAAGGAUAUUAGUCCGCCGAGGCGGAAGACCAAGUUCAAGCAGGAUUUGAAGCUGAAGUGCGGCGCCUGCGGUCAGGUGGGUCACAUGAGGACCAACAAGGCUUGUCCGCUGUACACGGGGGCGCCAGGACCCACGCCACCGCUCAAUGUGGCUCUGACGGAGGAACAGGAGGAGGAGAUUGAGAAGGAGCUGAAUGCCGAUGAUGAGGAUCUCGUGAAUGUGGACGGGACGAAGGUGAAGCUGAGCGGGAAGUUGUUGAAGCGUCAUGAGGAUGUGAAGCGUCGCACGUUGCUGCUGAAGGUGCCCAAGGAUGCCGUGGGAAGGAGGAAGAGACGCGCCGGUCUGGAUGUUCACUGUGACUAUUUGAGGCACAACAAGACGGCCAAUCGACGUCGCACGGAUCCUGUGGUUGUUCUUUCGUCGAUCCUGGAGCAGAUUCUGAACGAUAUGCGAGAUUUGCCAGAUGUGCAACCCUUCAUGUUUCCGGUGAAUGCUAAGUUAGUGCCUGAUUACUACAGAAUCGUGCAGAGACCGAUGGACUUGCAGACCAUCAGGGAGAAUCUGCGGCAGAAGAGAUAUCAGAGUAGAGAAGAGUUCCUCGCGGAUGUGAAUCAGAUUGUGGAGAACUCAACAGUGUACAAUGGGCCGAAGAAUCUGCUGACCAUAGCGGCUCAGAGGAUGCUGCAGAAGUGUGUGGACAAGUUGGCGGAGAAGGAGGAGCGUCUGAUGAGGCUGGAGAAGGCGAUCAAUCCGCUGCUCGAUGAUGAUGAUCAGGUGGCGCUGUCGUUCAUCUUCGAGAAGCUGAUGACGAACAAGCUGAAGGUGAUGCAGGAGGCGUGGCCGUUCCUCAAGCCUGUCAACAAGAAGCAGGUGAAGGACUACUACACUGUCAUUAAGCGGCCCAUGGAUCUGGAGACGAUCACGAAGAAGAUUGCAGCGCAUAAGUACCACUCCAGGGAGGAGUUCCUUCAGGAUGUGGAGCUAAUAGCACGGAAUUGUGAGCAGUAUAAUGGCAGUGAGUCCAACUUUACGAAGCAGGCGAAGCUCAUUCUGGACUGCGCCAGGAAUGCUCUGGAUGAGUUUGGCGAGCACUGUGCCCAUCUGGAGGGGAAUAUUGCACAGGUGCAAGAGAGGGCGCGCAAUGAGGCGGAACUGGACGCAUCCUGGGCGGAUGAUGAGCAGGAGACGCGUGGCAACAGCUCAGCCGAGGAGUAUGUGGACAUUGAGGCGAGCGAGAGGCCGACAUCCGCCGCGUCCGCAGACCCACAGUCGUCGCGCUCUCUGGGGCCCCAGAUCAUUCCGGCGCUGCCCGAGGUGAAGCGCGGCCGCGGAAGACCGAGGAAGGCCAGAGACACAGUUGAAGACGUUAAAUUGUGGGGCAUGAAACGAGGUCGUGGACGUCCGCGUAAAGACAGCCACACUUCAAAUUUAAGUAGUACACAAAAUACGUAUUUGGAAGAAGAUUUGCAAUACUCCACGGACGACGAGGAGUUCGAGGAGGUGGGAAGUGACAAUGAGCACGAGAGCGUUGUGGAGACUUUAGCCCAGGGAGAGGGUCUGAAUCGCAGUGGUUCGGUUGUAAGCGGCGGAGGUGGAGGAAAUUCAAUUGGUGUGCACGGUGAUGAUGACAGUCAGCAAGCGGCGGAAGCGAUGGUGCAGCUCAGUGGCAUUGGCUUCUACAAUCAGCCCCAGGAUGAGUCGAUUGACAUGGAUCCAAAUUACGAUCCGUCGGACUUCUUGGGGAUGACAUCGAGCACGUCUGCGGCGCCUUUGCGACCUUCUCAGCCGCUCCUGGAGGUGCCGCCGGAGAUUCCGGUGACUGUCGAAGAGCCUGCCGUGAUGGUGAACCCAAGUGUCGCGAUCCAGGAUGAUUUAGCCAUCUCGGACACAGACGAAGAGGACAACAACCUUAUCCUGAGCAUCACGAAGGAUGAGCCCAAUAUGGACAACAAUGAGGGUGAUUUGUGGUUCUAAGAUCACUCCGCCGCCGCCGCAUUGCUUCCUGUAAGUCCGAAUCUUCUCUCCAUUAUUAUUUUCUGUUUCUAUGCGAGUUGAGAAUCACUUGUGUGUUGGGAAAUACACGGAAUUCUAGAGCAA